CGUACCACUCGCCUUUCCAUAUGAUCUCAGCAUUAGCCUUUCAGCAAUUUCUGUUUGACCUGAUGUUACCCUACUUGUGUGGUAACCAACUCGUACAGUUAAUGGUUGCAUCAGGGGGAAAUGUCCAAAGCAGUGAAUCAAGAAUUCGUUAUGUGCGAGACUCAGAGAGUCAAAAAGGAACCGAAAUCGUUUGUUUACACCAAGAAAAGAGGCUAUGACAUUACUCGGGAUCCUCACCUUAAUAAGGGCAUGGCAUUUACUUUGGAGGAAAGACUUCAGUUGGGUAUUCAUGGCUUGCUGCCCCCUUGUUUUCUCAGUCAGGACGUUCAAGUUCUUCGGAUCCUCAGGAAUUAUGAUAUGAAGUCAAAUGAUCUAGACAGGUAUAUAUUUCUGAUGUCUGUUCAAGAUCGGAAUGAAAAACUUUUCUACAAAAUAUUGACUUCAGACAUUGAGAGGUUCAUGCCUAUCGUCUACACUCCAACUGUAGGUUUAGCUUGCCAACAGUAUGGGCUAGCAUUCCGCAGACCAAGGGGGCUUUUCAUCUCUAUCCAUGACAGAGGUCACAUUUCCACAUUGCUAAAGUCCUGGCCUGAUGAUGACAUCAGGGCUAUUGUUAUUACUGACGGGGAGCGUAUUCUUGGCCUAGGGGAUCUUGGGAGUUAUGGAAUGGGCAUUCCAGUUGGCAAACUAGCUCUGUAUACAGCAUGUGCAGGUGUGAAGCCACAGCACUGCCUACCUGUAAUGAUGGAUGUUGGCACUGAUAACGAGGAACUGCUGAAAGAUCCUUUAUAUAUUGGACUGAGGCACAAAAGAGUGAGAGGACAACAAUAUAAUGACCUUCUGGAUGAAUUCAUGCAAGCUGUGACUGAAAGGUAUGGAAUGAACUGCCUUAUUCAGUUUGAAGACUUUGCCAAUGCCAACGCUUUUCGUUUGUUACAGAAGUAUCGCAAUCAGUACUGUACCUUCAAUGAUGAUAUUCAAGGAACUGCUGCUGUGGCCGUUGCAGGACUUCUAGCAGCUCUACGUAUCACAAAGAAUAAAUUGUCUGAUCAUACCAUACUAUUUCAGGGAGCUGGAGAGGCUGCUAUGGGAAUAGCUAACCUAAUCGUUAUGGCGAUGAUGAAAGAAGGAACAACAAAAGAGCAGGCUAUCAAAAAGAUUUGGAUGUUUGAUUCCAAAGGGCUUAUAGUUAAGGGUCGUUCAUCUUUGACUCAUGAGAAAAUGUUUUUUGCUCAAGAACAUCCUGAAAUGAAGAAGUUGGAAGAUGCUGUUUGUGAUAUCAAGCCAUCUGCAAUUAUAGGAGUCGCUGCAAUUGUAGGAGCAUUUACAGAAUCAAUCCUGAAGCACAUGGCUGCUCUAAAUGAACGCCCAAUCAUCUUUGCUUUGAGCAAUCCAACUAGCAAAGCAGAAUGUACAGCUGAGCAAUGUUAUCGUCUUACUGAGGGCCGUGGUAUUUUUGCAAGUGGAAGUCCAUUUGAUCCAGUAAAACUCCCAGACGGACGUAUCUUUCAUCCUGGACAAGGAAAUAAUGCUUAUGUGUUUCCGGGAGUCGCACUUAGUAUCAUUGCAUGUGGGAUUAAGCACAUCAGUGAUGACAUAUUUCUCCUUACUGCAGAGGCCAUAGCAGAGCAAGUGACAGAUGAGCAUUUGGCGGAAGGUCGUUUGUAUCCACCUCUGAGUUCUAUCAGAGACAUCUCGGUGAAGUUGGCUGUGAAGAUCGCGGCCUAUGCCUAUGAGAAGAAUAUAGCAUCAGUUCUUCCUGAGCCAGAAGACAAAGUAUCAUUUAUCCACUCCCAUGUAUACAGCACUGAUUAUGAACACUUUGCUGUCGACUGCUAUACUUGGCCUGAAGAGGCUAUGAAAAUACAAACAGUCCACAUUUAACACAAAACAAGGCAUUAACCUUUAUUAUGCAAAAAAGUGGUGCAUAGAAUUGUUUAAUCUGACUGUGGAGGGACUGAUGCAGUAGUUAAAUGUUCUGCAGGGUGUGUGUCACAGGCAAAAUAAAUAAAUGUAUAUCCAG
This is a messenger RNA of Protopterus annectens (West African lungfish), 2023 nucleotides long. It is a transcript of the gene ME1, whose product is annotated as malic enzyme 1. Gene Ontology annotation, biological process: pyruvate metabolic process; malate metabolic process. Gene Ontology annotation, molecular function: NAD binding; malate dehydrogenase (decarboxylating) (NAD+) activity; malate dehydrogenase (decarboxylating) (NADP+) activity. The transcript is spliced from 15 exons. NCBI's taxonomy places the organism in Eukaryota, Metazoa, Chordata, Ceratodontiformes, Protopteridae. The coding region runs from base 121 to 1884 and encodes 587 amino acids. The record is from RefSeq and is a predicted model, not a curated record. Gene Ontology annotation, cellular component: mitochondrion.